This is a messenger RNA of Vicia villosa (hairy vetch), 820 nucleotides long. RefSeq lists its product as uncharacterized. The transcript has 4 exons. The coding region runs from base 83 to 820 and encodes 245 amino acids. The record is from RefSeq and is a predicted model, not a curated record. Lineage: Eukaryota; Viridiplantae; Streptophyta; Magnoliopsida; Fabales; Fabaceae.
AAAAAACCCAAAAUUUCGGAGUAGAAGUGAAACAAAUCGGAAAAGAGCAUCAGGUCCCCCAUAUCCAUACAAAAAAGGGCGUAUGGGAUAUGGACGCUUAGAACAGUCUAUUUUAACAAGGGAGAGUAGUUCUGAAACAUCUGUUCCACCACAUGUUUUGUGGAAGGAAGCCCGUGUGGGAAAGGAUGGAGUUGUCAAAGAAGAUGUUCAAAAAGUUUUUGAAAAAUGCGAGACUCUAUCUCAGUCUAUAUCUCCAGAUGAAGACAAUGAUUGCAGGAGCAUCCUUAGCCGCGCAUUAGAUAUUCCUAAAUAUUCUGGUCGGGUGAGGGGUAAGGGAUUUGGAAUCACUCCAACAUCCUUGAAGAUGAAAAAACAGAAGGCUCCUAGCAAUAGAGAACUGCAGGAAACCUUGUAUGCACUACAAGCUGAAGUCCGCGAAUUGGAAAGGGAAAAAGAAUUAAGAGAGCAAGCUUCAGGUUGUAAAGCUACUAGUGACAAAGGUAGUAUCUGUUGUAAUUUUCAACCGGAUCUUCCAGAGGGCAUUUCACCUUGCCAACUCUACUUAUCGUCACCGACUUAUCGGAUGGUUGGCAAGGGAAAAGUGCAUAACACUUUGGGAGAAUUACUUCACACUAAACCGCUCCCUACUGCCUGUUUGAAAGUAUCGGUUGACAUUGCUUUAGAGAAGGAUGCGUUAUUACCGCAUCCUGAUGAUGUUUCGGAUGCCACAUUGGUGGGAGAUGCAAUAGGUUCGUUUGUUGCAUGGUCGUCAAGCCUAAUUAGUGUAGAUGAUGAGGUAUGCUUAAAACCAUAUAUAUGA